Messenger RNA from Nerophis lumbriciformis (worm pipefish), 2153 nucleotides. Its product is annotated as transmembrane protease serine 3-like. Gene Ontology annotation, molecular function: serine-type endopeptidase activity; protein binding. Lineage: Eukaryota; Metazoa; Chordata; Actinopteri; Syngnathiformes; Syngnathidae. The record is from RefSeq and is a predicted model, not a curated record. Gene Ontology annotation, biological process: proteolysis. Gene Ontology annotation, cellular component: membrane.
UCACGUCGGGCCGCGUCGUUAUGACCGCGGGAGCUUUACUGACGUCACUAAGUUUGGACAUGAUUUCAAAACAAAGCUUGUAAAUCAAUCCUAACUGCUUUAUAUUUCGUCAUGAUUUUUUUUGUUGAACUUAACUCUUGUGUGACUUCCGUAGUGCAGAUUGUGCCCGCAACACUGCGGUGAAUGGAACAGAUCCCACAUCUUCAACAGAAUUUAGCCUAGAGGCAUCUGAGCAGCGGAACUCUUCCAGGGUUGAAUUGGUCUCUGUGAUGGAGACCCCAAACACAAUAAGCGUCUGCCCCGUGGGCAGCUUAAGUGCUGACUUGUAUUCUGGGAACAACUUCAGAAAACCUGCAGACUCCCAAACUUUAACUGCAUGUCGUCCAACCAUGCCGGUCAUCAAAGUGCAGCCAUUUAUUUCUGGAGACGGUGCGGAAAGAAGUUGGAUCCGAAAACUGCUGGCUCAUAGUGUGGAAUUGUUCAUUUGCGCAUUGAUCAUCGUGGUGGUCUGUCUGGCCUUUGUUUUUGGCUUUGGAGGGCCUGGGAGCUGCGUGGGGAAGUUUCAGUGCGGCUUUUCAUCUCAGUGCAUAAUAAGUUCAGCCCAGUGUGAUGGAAAGGUGGACUGUGACAAUGGCGAGGACGAGCUAGGCUGUGUGCGUCUCAGUGGGCGGAGUUCAGUCCUGCAAGUCCAGAAAGAAGGUGUGUGGAAGACAGUCUGCUCAGAAGACUGGAAUAAUUGGCUUGGAGCGUCUGCCUGCAAACAACUGGGAUUUAACAGUUAUGUCGAGUCGUUGUUCAUCCCGCUGACCUCCAUCGAGCAGAAUCUUCAGUACGAUCUGGUGUCCAUCAGCCUCAGCAGUAACCUGACCAUAAAGCUCCAAAACACUGCAACUUUCAGUAAACCCCAAUGCACCUCGAACAAAGUGACAUCGCUGAAAUGUCUGAAGUGUGGCGUCAGACCGAAAUACGCGCCUCGUGUUAAGCACUCGGUUCAAAUUGUUGGAGGAAACCUCUCCAGGCCUGGUCAGUUCCCCUGGCAGGUUAGCCUCCAUUUCAACAAAGUGCACCGCUGUGGCGGCUCCAUCGUAUCUGCAUUCUGGAUUGUCACAGCAGCACACUGUUUAUUUGGGUUUAUCAACCACUCCAUGUGGACGGUCCACGUGGGAAAAACAAUGCAGCAAGCCGAUGGUCCCCAGUCUCUUGCAGUGGAGAAGACGAUCUUCCACAUUCUUUAUGACCCCAAUGGCAUGGAUUACGAUGUUGCACUCAUGAAACUAAGCAAGCCUCUUGUUUUUAAUGGAUUUGUGGAGCCCAUCUGCCUGCCUAACUAUGGGGAGAAGUUUGAGCAGGGUACUGAGUGCUGGAUCUCUGGUUGGGGGGCAAGUCAGAGCAAAGGUGGGAGCGAAAUGUUUCUACACUCGGCCAUGGUGCCCAUCCUCUCCAUAAAGACCUGCAAUCAGCCAGAGAUUCACCAGGGCCUCAUCUCACCAUGGAUGGUCUGUGCAGGAUACCUGAAGGGAGGAAUUGACGCCUGUCAGGGGGACAGUGGGGGUCCUCUGGCUUGUGAAGACUCAUCUCUGUGGAAGCUGGUUGGGGCAACGAGUUGGGGCAUCGGCUGCGCUGAAAGGAACAAGCCCGGUGUUUACACCAGGAUCACAUCCUUUCUCAAUUGGAUCAGAAUACAUAUGGAGGUCAGUCCAUAGAUCGAUGAUAGGUUGUGUGUAACACAAAGCCAUUAUGGUCUAAAUGUCUGUACCAAGAUAAGUGUGUCUUAUGCGCAUUAAUGCUGCCGGCACCAGGGAGCUGUGGUUCAUUGAGGGAAACAUGAACUCCAACAUUUACAUUUGAUGGAUGGAUCAGAUGUCAGGAUCAGGUUUUUGUUUACAUUGUUUUUCCCACAAAUAUUUGUGUGAUAUAUUGUAUGUUUCUAUUAUUUACAAAGUCAGGGAAUAAGUUGCAACAUUACUGUAUUUAAAUGAGAUCCACUAGUAGUUUUUGUUUACUUAUUCUGCCCUAUUGACUUUAUUUUGCUCAGACAAUUGUAUGCAAUAACAGGGAAUAAUUGUAUUAUUUGAGGUGUAUUGUGACUUCACACAUUAGUAAACUGUUCACAAUGAUCUUGAUAAAAAAAUAUGUUUUUGUUCAUCUUACAA